Protobothrops mucrosquamatus (brown spotted pit viper) is the source of this 1246-nucleotide messenger RNA. RefSeq names its product ring finger protein 115 (gene RNF115). NCBI's taxonomy places the organism in Eukaryota, Metazoa, Chordata, Lepidosauria, Squamata, Viperidae. Gene Ontology annotation, biological process: positive regulation of DNA-templated transcription; protein ubiquitination; ubiquitin-dependent protein catabolic process. The record is from RefSeq and is a predicted model, not a curated record. Bases 1 to 909 code for a protein of 302 amino acids. Gene Ontology annotation, molecular function: ubiquitin protein ligase activity. The transcript has 9 exons. Gene Ontology annotation, cellular component: cytoplasm; nucleoplasm.
AUGGCGGAGGCCUCUUCGGCAGCCGCGACGGCCGCCGUCUCCCAGCACCGCUUCUUCUGCCACAGCUGCAAGGGCGAGGUCAGCCCCAAGCUGCCGGAAUACACGUGUCCCCGAUGUGAAUCUGGCUUUAUUGAAGAAGUAACAGAUGACUCCAGUUUUUUAGAAGGCAACAGCAGCGGCACCGAUGAAAGUCCUUCCACCCCAUUCGCAGAGUUCUGGGACCAGCUGGACCGCUCCAUGGUCUUUCCAUUCCUGAGCAGCUCUCUGGACCACAAUGGCAGAGACAACGAGAGGGGUCACCAGGCCCACGCGGACCUCUGGGGACCAAGCCGACCUCCCCGGCUGCCCAUGGCCCGGAGGUAUCGGCCCCGCCUCAGCACCCGGCCAGAUCGCUCCCCGGCCAUCGAAGGAAUAAUACAGCAGAUCUUCGCCGGCUUUUUUGCAAAUUCGGCAGUGCCCGGAUCGCCUCCUCCAUCUUUCUCCUGGGGAGGCGUGCAAGGCAGACUGCACUCUAGCUUUGGGGACUACGCGUGGGACCAGAGCGGCCUCGAUGCUGUCUUGACCCAGCUUAUGGGGCACUUGGAAAAUACAGGGCCUCCCCCUGCUGAGAAGGAGAAAAUUUCUUCCCUCCCUACAGUGACCGUCACUCAGGAACAAGUGGAUACGGGUUUGGAGUGUCCCGUGUGCAAAGAAGACUACACUGUGGCGGAGCAGGUCCGGCAACUCCCGUGCAAUCACUAUUUCCAUAGCAGCUGCAUUGUGCCAUGGCUGGAACUGCACGACACGUGUCCCGUGUGCCGGAAGAGUUUGAAUGGGGAGGACUCCGCCCAGCGAGCCCCGAACACGGAGGCCUCCACCAGCAACUCCUUUAGCAGCCCAGGCCACCUGCAUGACCGAUGGACUUUCUGAGGCCUCCCCAGGGCCGGCGGGAGAGAGAAGGGCAGCUGAAGCCUGUGGCACUCUUGACUACAGUUGUAAAUUGUACGAUAACUCAACUACACAAGCAAGUAGCAAGAAGAGAGGAAGCGGGCCCAAGCAGCAUUCACACACACCCCAUCGAAGCCUGCCCUCCCCCUUUCUGAAAAGCGGUCCCCGAGGAACCAUUUCUUGAACCUCCAGGUCUGUAGGGGCUACUUGCAGGGGUGGGAGUGGCGUCCAUUAAAGCGUGUGGACCUUCUCCUCCGAUAGCUGUACUAAUUGCUGGCUGGCUGUCCACGUAACACCCUUACCUGGAAGUGGAUCGGGA